Rhinichthys klamathensis goyatoka is the source of this 1717-nucleotide messenger RNA. RefSeq names its product Rab interacting lysosomal protein-like 1 (gene rilpl1). Gene Ontology annotation, biological process: cilium assembly. Gene Ontology annotation, cellular component: cytoplasm; ciliary basal body. Lineage: Eukaryota; Metazoa; Chordata; Actinopteri; Cypriniformes; Leuciscidae. Gene Ontology annotation, molecular function: protein dimerization activity. The record is from RefSeq and is a predicted model, not a curated record. The transcript is spliced from 8 exons. The coding region runs from base 246 to 1619 and encodes 457 amino acids.
UGUGCGCAUGCGCAGUCGAUGAAGCGCCGCUCAGGAAUAAAUAAGGGCAGGGAAACCGAACCGCAAUGGGACAACUCUUAUCUCGGUCCAAUUCGGCCUAAAAAUACCCCAAAAUGGCUUUUAUUCUUGACGAGGUGUUGUUAGCGAGGUGUUAGGGGGCUUUGAAGAUCUGUUUGGCUACUGAAAGGGACUGAGAAAGUUUAGAAGGAAACGAACUUCAGGGACGUAACGUUCCAGAGACGGUCAUGGAGGAUUUCGGUUCGGCGCUGGAGAAGAACGUGGCGGAUCUGACCGUGAUGGACGUGUACGAUAUCGCCGCAGUGGUGGGUCAGGAGUUCGAGCGCAUUAUCGACCAGUACGGAUGCGAGGCUCUGUCCCGCCUCAUGCCCAAAGUGGUCCGGGUGCUGGAGAUCCUGGAGGUUCUGGUGAGCCGGAACAGCAUCAGCCCAGAGACCGAGGAGCUGCGCCUGGAGCUGGACCGACUCCGACUGGAGCGGAUGGACAGACUGGAGAAGGAGAAGAAACAUAAAAAGGAGCUGGAGUUGGUGGAGGAUGUGUGGAGAGGAGAAGCCCAGGAUCUGUUGUCCCAGAUCUCCCAGCUGCAGGAGGAAAACAAAACACUGCUCAACAACCUGUCCGUCAAAGAGUAUCCGAUGACGGAAGAGGACAUACAGAAACAGGAAGGCAUGACUGAGAGGGAGCGGCAGGUGAUGAAAAAGCUGAAGGAAGUUGUAGAUAAACAGCGAGACGAGAUCCGCGCCAAAGACCGCGAGCUGACGCUCAAAAACGAGGACGUUGAAGCGCUCCAGCAGCAGUUGAACCGGCUGAUGAAGAUCAACCAUGACCUGAGGCAUAAGAUCACGGUGGUGGAGGCCCAGGGUAAAUCCCUGAUCCAGCAGAAGGUGGAGCUGGAGGCGUCUGGUCAGGCAAGACAGCAGGAGCUCGGGAACCUGCGGCAGGAAGUGACCCGUCUUAAGGAGCGACUUAAAGAGCAAGGCAAGACCAGCGCUGAGACAGAGGAGCCUGUAGGACCACCCUCACCUGCAAAGUCGACUAAAGCGACCCCUUCCUGGGGUCAGGAUUUAGCUUCUGAGCUCCUCGCCGGGGGCCUGGAGAUCGAGGAGGGUCCCCUCCGUUUCACCCCCCACACAGGGGCCCCGGGAGCCCUGACAGAAGACAGUGAGGAGGAGGAGGAUGAUGAUGAAGAGGCUGUGUUUUUAAGGGAGGCGCUGUGUGAUGAUGACAUGUCCACUCUAGAUCCAAAAGACCCGAACCGCCCGCGAUUCACCCUGCAAGAGCUGCGGGACGUCCUGCAUGAGCGCAAUGAGCUGAAAGCUAAAGUCUUCAUGUUGCAGGAGGAAAUCGCCUAUUACAGAAGUGAAGAACAGGAGGAGGAAACAGGGCCGCCGCUGCCAGAUCUCUCUCCUACCCUUCGGCCAAGCUCUCGCUCCAACUUUCAGCCCGAGUCGGGGAUAAAACGACUGUUUAGCUUCUUUUCCCGGGACAAAACCCGAGGUUCGCAGAGGAGGAUGCCGCAGAUGGGAGACGGCUUGGGCUCGUGGGCAGUGAAAGAGGACGUGUACACAGAACAGGCCCAGGAGGCAUUACAACACAUGUAACCAACACACCGCUCCACUAACCGCUAACCUGCACCAUGUGACCGUACGCCACGUUUACGCUCCCUUUCAUGGUCAACCUUCACAGCACAACGUCUGCA